GGUUUGGGCUUCACUCGGGAAAGCUGUUACUCCAUCCAUGGUUGUAAACAGUCCAUGUGAGGUAAGGGACGCACAACGAUGAAAAAUAAACAUAACAACGUAACGUAAAAAUCGGCUUAAUUUAUUUGUACGAAAUUCUUUCUCCUUUUGCCGAUGCUGCUUGUUUUCAUGAUAUCUUAAAUCUGUCACCAUAGAAGCACCAAACUGUUUAAAAUAACAGAAACCUUCGUCGGACGAUUUGGAGCGACACCAAUUGAUGAAGAGUCGACGGAUUAUUUACUACACAUUGUUUCUGCGCUGUGUAAACAUGAGAUUUUGGCAGUGACAGACCGCUCAGAGAGAUAUUGCAGGGCAUGUACACACACACACACACACACAAACACACACACAAACACACCCUCUUCUGGCACUAUUUAUAGCUGUUAGGGUCUGGAAUGCUUUGAUUUGUCUUAGCACCCAUGGCUGUUAAAGAAGAGCUGCAGAUGUGUUUCCCUGCCCUCUCUAAUGACACCGCCUAAUGCCUCCCUAAACAAGCCAACCACCCGCCCACAUAAGUCCAACACACUCUGGAUUAAAUGUAUUCUGUUCGCUGAUAAAACAAGCGAUUAAUAAGGAUUGCUGAGGCAGUUGAAUUCAUGGAUCUGCUUUGCUUUGACGACCUAAUAUUGACUUAUUUUAUCAAUAACGUGCCGAUAAAUACAGAGAGGUUAUGAAAUACUGGACGGAAUUGGAAACCUGGACAAGACAGAAAUAGUGUAGACCAGCAGGGGGGUUGAUAUUGUUUCAUGGGAUUUCAUAAUGCUGCGCUCAAAAGGGAAAAAUCCAUGAGCUAGUUUGCCACUUUUCCACUGGACUUAAGAUGCUCGAGUUCUCUCUACAAACAUCCGAGUAUCGAUCAGAAUCCUGUUACAUAAUGAGGCGGUUUUUCAGCCGCUUGUAGAUGUAUACAGUUUCCAUGUUGAUGGAACGUAUUAGUUCAUUCAUACAACUCGGAAAAAGAGGGGAAAUGUUUUCCAGGGAUCUCAAGUUGUGGCAGGAAGGAAAUAAGAUUCCUUAUUGCACAAUGACAUGCCAGCACUGCACCCAGACUGAAAUCCUGUCAGUAGUGGUCUGAACGCUCGCAGUGCUGCACGUCUCACAGCUAGAGAAGAAAAAAGAUGAUUAUCAAACAAAAUCUGAUUUUUCGAUGCUGCUUUUUUAAUAAAUUAUGAGCCAUGACCUCUUUUAAACUCAUAUUGAAGUCCUCUUUUACUCCCAAAUGUCUGAUUGUUGAAAUAUGUCCUGUGAGGAAUUUUAGGUAGUUAUGAAACCAACUUGAAAUGAACAGUGACGUCCCUUUAGGGCCUUAAAAAGCAAACAAGACAAUGCAGCUUUGUUUAACAGCUGCAAAACGGCAUGGUGUCAGGUGAGGCAAUAACAGCACAGAGAUAGAAAACCUCUGAUUUUUACUUUUUCACAUCAAAUACCAACAAUGAGUGAUAAAUCUGACUGUACAGAAACCAGGAUGAUUAAAAAAUGUUAAAAACAUGUAAAGAAAGUGGAUAAAAGAUCUCAGUUUGUCUACACAGGGCACCGAAAUGAACUCUAAUCAAGGGUUAAAGUCAAAAUGUGAAAAUGAUGUCAAAGUUAGGUGUAGAAUAGGUUAUAUAAGAUUAAAUUAGACUGUUUCAUGCUCUCCAAUGGGGACAAUUCUUUUUGAAAAUAUGUUAUUUCAAUCUUAUUUGUCGUAUUUUUGUCUUUGGAUAGAGUAGAAAGUGGAAACCUGGCUGUCUGCUUUGAGGGUCAAGACCUCUGAGCAUGGGGGCCAUGACUGAUUCACUCAGUUUCUUAUUUGAGGAAAUUAAGAAAUGUGUUUUUCUAUCUUAGCUAGCUUUAGCAUGAUAGUGUAGAUUGUAGGUUAAGACAAAACUACUUCUCUCAGUCGUCUAGUUCAACUGCUAUGAUUAUAGUGAAGAAAGAAACUGUAAAACUCAGAUGAGCAAAGGCAAAGAUAUCAGAUAUUUACGAAUGUUAAAAUUAGCCUCAGAGGUAGGGCUGGCCAAUAAACCGAAAAUUUACAGAAACCGAUAUCUACGACAAUAACCGUAUCAUUUUGCAUGUAUUGGUAUAUUCAGUGUCAGAAAAAUUAAAGUUUGUUUUGGAUGUGUGAAGGUAGGCUAUGGUCUCAUGUCCCUUUAAGAUGCCGGAGCGGCGGCUGAAGUAGACGAAGUUAAUGUGGGAGGGGGUGAGCAGCUUGUGGAGUAGUUAUCGUCCAUUUAUCGUUAUCAAGAUGACCUGCUCAAUAUGUCGUGGUAUUGAUUUUAGGCCAUAUCGCCCAGCCCUAUGAUCGCCUCUUCAAAUUGAACAGUUGGAUUUACUGAUUUUUUCUAAAAUCCACUCCUUUCGUGAGAGCGACAAACUGUGUUUAUUCUUGAGACAUUCAAAAUUUACUGAUACCGAAAUUUACGACAAUAACCGAUGUCAUUUUGCCCGUAUUGGUAUAUUCGGUGUCAGAAAAACUAAAGUUUGUUUUGGAUGUGUGAAGGUAGGCUAGGUCUCAUGUCCCUUUAAGAUGCCGGAGCAGCGGCUGAAGUAGACGAAGUUAAUGUGGGAGGGGGUGAGCAGCUUGUGGAGUAGUUAUCGUCCAUUUAUCAUUAUCGAGGUGAACUGAUCAAUAUAUUGUGAUACUGAUUUGAGGCCAUAUCGCCCAGCCCUACUCUGAGGGACAAAAACUUUCAAACACCGGGUUGUGAAGACGUUUAAACCUGCUUUUGAAUAUGCAAAUAUUAAAUUAACUCGCUUUUAGAGCAAGCUUCUAGUGGCCACUUGAGGAAUUGCAGUUUUCUGACCUAUUACCAGCAUUUUUCAGCCUGGCAUAGUUGUACUAAGAUUUCAACCCAGUUAGAGAAAGAAUUCAACAAUCUGUCCUGCUAUUCCUAAAUAAACAAGAAGCCAAAAUUUAAAGUUCCUGUGAGAUACUUUUGGUUUGAAGGCAUGAAUACGAAUUUCAGUCUAUCUUAUAAAUCUCACAGGAGCUUUAACCACUUAGAGAAUCAGCGGUUUAAUGAUAACAAACCUUAUCAGAGUGAAUCAAAGCAGGUCAUGUAUCAGAAAACAGAUCUAAUGACCUACAUGGAGGCAAAAGUCCAUGCCUCCCUCUGCCCCCUGAAUUUCCUCUCAAAGUUUUCCAUGAGACACGACUCAAUUAACCAUUUCCAUAUUGAGGUUCCACUGCUCGGGUUUAAAAGCUCAACCACACAUGUUACACUUGGAAAACUCAAACAGGGCAAUGCUCUAACCCAGACAACUCUACCUCAAUGAGCUGUUUUUACAGUGAUGGAAAAUACUGCAUGAACUCGGAAAAAGUGGGCUCUCCGUGGAGAGAAAAAAAAAAAGAGAGACGGAAGUGCAAAGUCGGCCGUCUGGACACAGGCGGGUUUUCCUUUCUUAAGCGUGUGCCGUAUUCAUUUACUCAUUCAUAAUUUGAGUUGCAUAAGAGUUCCGUAACAGCGGAGGAAUUUACUUCUGGACAACGAGGCUGCUGCUGCUGGACGGUAACCCCUAAAAAAAGAGAGGGCUCUCUGGUCACCGCGGCAGAACAAACCGGGAUCCCCUCACUCAGGGCUAAUCCAUGUCUCAAUCCAAAACAGAUCCUCUGAUUACCCCCCCAACCCCCUUUCCUUCCUCUAGUACACACAUUUUCCUAUGAAUGGCCUUGAGUCUGACAUGUCUGAUGUAAGCACCGAGCAGUCGCUGAGGCCAUGCAGACAGCCCAGAACAUGAAAUAUGGUGAAGAUGUCAAACUCAAGGCUGACGGAUUAUUGAGUUUUAUCGUUUCAUGACAGAUAGCUGUAAGGUGUGUGCUGCUGCCAUGCCGCUCAGAGUCGUCUCUGUAAAUUCUUGGUGAUAUUUCCUUUUUUUUUUUUCAGCUAACAAAAACAUUGAGCAACAAUUUUAGAACAUUUUAUAGACACAAAACUUCACCACCGGUAAACUGUUUAGUCAUGGCAGCCACAACAACUACACAGACAGCACCGCAGUCUAUGUUUAAACUCAGAAAAAUGAACAUUCAGGCAUUUUUUCUCGUUUUCUGUUACAUAAUCAGGAGCUUUAAACGGCUGAUCUUAUAUUUAGUCUGACUGCAUUAACUCUCUUAUAAAUCAAUCCGUCUGUUAUAUUAUUUACACAGAACCAACACCAAGACACGAUAAGAUCUAGUCCCAUGGAACAGAAAAGACUCAAAGCCUUAUCUCAUCUUAAUCCACCAUGAGCAGAGCGCUUUUCGGCGUUUAACUGCAAUAACUGGCGAGACAAAACCUCCUUUGAGAGUCUGCCCACUGUGUCUGUGAAUCUGGAUUCAGUAGGACAUUUAAUGUGCAUGAAAAUAUCUUCAUUUGCACUUUGGAUAAAGUCCAACAUAGUGUGAGGAUGCAUGGUUAGGAACGAGCGCCAGCAGAUUAGAUAAUACGUGGAAUCUAAAAAAAACUAUUUUAAAAUGAUUUUAACGUGUUCUGCCUCUAAAAAGACAAAUAACUGAUCAUGGUUUAGGAUUUUGGGGUGGCCGCAAGAUUAAUCAUAUUCCUCUAGAGGGCAUGGCCACCCCUGUCCGCUCCCUAGAUGCGACCCUGCUCAGCCGGCCUUUUCUCUUCAGCUCACAAAACGAUGUUUCCUUCUCAGGUCUUAAAAAUGACUUUAAAAGCUUUUAAUUAUAUAAAGUGGGCAGUAACCACAAAGCGAGGAAUCAGUGAGUUGUGUUUGUUUGUUUGACACAUACUCAUUUCUGAAUAUGUGGAUGUUUCCUUUCUUGCUCUUGUUUGGAGGUUAUUGACGAUGUUACGGCUAACAGCAUAUCAGCUCAUUAAUUUAUUGAUUUAUUAUCAUUAUUUGACUCUUACUCUGUCGUGUCUCUGAUCUAGUUGUGUCCCGCUCUCUAUAUUGAGGAUUUUUGUUUUGGUUUUAUUGCCCAUCUGUGUUUAUAUACACCUGUUUUUGCUGCUUAUUUAUUACCUUUACCUCCCGAGUCAAACCACAAGGUUAUUUUUUGUGUUUGAACUUUGCCAGUUAAAAUAGACUCCACAUUCGGGCGUUUUAUCCCCCAUUUGGGAUCAAUUCAAAGGGGGUUAUGGUUGCGCUAAAUCCAAACAUACUCCUGUGUGUAUUUUCACUUUUUCACUCUUUAUUUUGGAGUCUUUACCAUAAGCGUGGCGCUGCAUUGAAAGCACCUGAGCGGGCACGAGUCCAUGGCGCUGUAACAGUAAUGUAUAGUUUAGCUUGGCUCUUACAGAUGGUUUAUUUUACAGCUUCCUCCGCUGGCAAAGCCUGAAAAUGUUCAUGUUAUAACAGCUUGACGUGAACGUUUUCAACCACCUGCUUUAGGCGAACACAUUCAGAUUUAGUUUCGAGCUUCUGUGUGGCUCCAAACACCUGAAAACACCUCAACUUCACCGUCUUUGUUGUUGGAGGUUUCAGAUCAUAUUGUGCGAAAUGGGUGACGAGUUUUGACACCUGGACUCUUCUACUACUGAGCCGUGCUGUUGUAAUACAUGCAGGAUGUGGUUUGGCUUUGUCAUCAUGGAUUAGUCGAGUCUUGGGAUGAUGGCGCCAUAUGUUGUUUCAAAGCCUGUAUAUAUCUGUCAGUGUUAAAGGGAUAUUCCGGCAUUAAAUUAAGUUAGGGUCAAACAUACCGUAACACCGAGUUAGACACCCCCUAGAGAGAUGAAUGUUACUGAUCGCUUGCUUCUCUAGUUAAACCAACUUUAGUAACGACCGCACGAUAGCAACACAGAGAGCCACGCACUCAACCAAAACGCCACUAGAUAGCCACAAAUAAUGCUCAGAACAGCACCUAACUUCAUCAACAGGACAUACAGGGUCACAGACAUAGUACUAGACACCAAACAUCUUUUUAACUUUGACUAAUUUCUUUAACAAAGAGACUAAACACAACGCACCUACUCUUUUCCAGCAGCCGCUUGUUUGUAGCGAGACCUCAACCAGUCCAUUAUAGACUUCAGCUCAAGGAAGAACAUUUAUGAUCAUUUCCAAGGAAUUUCUUCAUGGAAAUGAUCAUAAAUGUUCUUCCUUGAGCUGCGUCACCCCGCUGUAGUUCGUAAUGGACUUGUCCGAGGUCUCUGUAUGAACAAACAGCUGCUGGAAGAGAGUAGGUGAGUUGUGUUUAGUCUCUUUGCUAAAGAAAUGAGUCAAAGUUAAAAAGAUGUUUGGUGUCUAGUACUAUGUCUGUGACCCUAUAUGUCCUGUUGAUGAAGUUAGGUGCUGUUCUGAGCAUUAUUUGUGGCUAUAGAGUGGCGUUUUGGUGUAGCAUGUCUCUGUAUGUAUAGCACAUUUGCUUCCUUUUAAUCUGUGACCUUAUAUUUCUGGAUCAUGUUUAUAUCUGAUUUCCUCUGUUUUGACCCACAUUUGUGAAUCUUUGAGGUGAUUAUGAGCCAAUGCUGUGAUUUCCACAGCAGAGUCAUGCCUGAGUCAUCCUUUCUUUUUCACUCUCAAUCUUUUCAUGAUACUAUGAGUAAAAAAAAACUGUUUUAUCCUUUAUUUGCUCACACUGUCUCUCUCUUAAAUAGUUUCCCAUCCAUCAAGUUCAGUUUCCUACUUCACUCUUUAAAUCUAGGUCACACUCGUGAUGGCACACUUUACAAACUUUUACAAACUACACGGUCGUCGGCUGUCUCCUGGGCUUCCUGAUGAACCUGUCUUGUGGUUGCAUGAUUCGAAGAGCUGUAAUUUUACACUCAUAAUCGGUCGAGAAAAGGGAACCUCGACAGACGAGUGCUAUUAAUACACAUGACGGCACAUAAACUGAGACAUGACUCAGACUCUGUGUAUAAGAUUAACUCCUGGAUUGUUUGCCAACACUGCAGUGAGGUCUGUUUUGGAUUUGGAGUAGUAUGAGACAGUUCAUCAGAUAUGCUGCAGGCUAAUAUCAUCAUCAUCAUCUUCAUCAUCUCUGUUACACAAUAGACACUCUUUCUUCUGAGUUAUUUCAGACAGGUUCAGGUUUGAUUCCCCCUCAGUUUGAAGUUUUUAUGUUUCGGAGAGGUGGAAAUGAAAAAGUGAGUCUAUAUUUUUGGCAUCCAAAACAUCCAUACUUUUUUCCCCUUAGAUGCUUCCUUAUGUAACUUAUAUUGCAAUGGAGAAUGUGUCUGGGGUCAGUCUGUGUCUUGUUCAUCCUCUUUUUCCACUCGACUAUCAGAAUAUGCAGCACAUUUCCAUUAGGACAUGGAAAUAUCAGAUACUUGCCUCUCCGCUCAAUGGAAACAAUGGAAUUCUCUAUAUUCCAUGUUCAAAACCGAACUUGGAGUUGUAAACAUUUAAAAGGCAGAUUUAUUCUCACAUUAUAGGAGUAAAAGUUGAACUCUUCCACAGUGGAGUAAAGUGUGUUAAAUAAAUUUCAUGUCGAGUAUAUCCUGUAAUCAAACUUCAACUCUUUUUUUCCCUCUCUUUCUCUCUCCCUCAGCGUCCUACAGUAAUUUCUUCAUCCCCACAAUGAAGUUCUUGUGUGCUACUGUCUGAGAGAAGCCGCAGAAAUGCCUUGGCGCAGGACUCGGAGACGUCAUGGAUUCCUGAGUGUGGGGCUUUGCAGGAAAGCCCUGAGUCUCCGACAUGGAUCGGCUCCAGGUUUCCAUGGCAAAGGCGCAUAAACAGGAGGAAACACUGAGGGAAUCCCGUUAUUUUACAGCAUUGGACCAUUAUAAACACCCAGAGCGGGGAAGGAAGCCGCUCUUGAUACUCAAGUAAUCCUUAUAGAGCUCUAGGAAGAGGGACUUCAUAGCAGAACCGCUGCUGGAGCUGAUGCGGCUGCAUGUUUUUAGCCACAGAAACGGAGUUUGCGCGCAGCUGCCGUGUCGCAGCCUGAAGUUUUUCACCGUCUCCUCAGAGUUUUUUCUCUUAUUCUGACAUUUUUAAGUAAGGAGAGCUUCUUCUUCUUCUCCCUCCUCCAUUAUCGGACAUAUUUUUUUAUUUUUCUCUAUAUUUUUUUCUUGCUUUUUUUCUUCUCCAGAUGUUUCGAGAAGCUUGGAGGCUGGCACAGUACCACACCAUGAGGUCCAUGGAUCAAGGUACUGCUGAAGUGUUGUGAUUAUCUGGUAAUCAAAACAUUUGAUUUCUAACCGAUUCAGUAGUUUCUUUUUAGUCAAAGUUUGAGUUUAUGUGUCAGUAACUUUUCAGAGACAGUUUGGAUGUUGAUGUUUGGAGACAGACACCGUGAGGGGAGACCACCUGGAUAUCGAAAACCGAUCUUAACACCUGAUUAUUCACGAACAUGGGAUAGAAACUGUGUGUAUGAGAUAAAAAGAGUUAUUUUUAAACUGUGACAUGAUUUCAAACUAACGAGAUGACAUCAGGGAGUUACAUAAGAGCACAAACCGAGAAUUGACAGAGUUUGAUUCAAUAUUCUGCUGCUACAAAUGAGGUGUCGCCACAUGUUAGUAAUCGGCUCAUGUCUCAAUCAUUUGGCUCAUUAAAUAUUUAAUGAGGUGCGCCGUGCGUAUCGUGUCCGUCUCCAAAAUAAACACCCAAUAAACGAGCUAAAUGUCAGCUUUAAUACUUCCUCUGUUCUUACAGAGUCUAACUUUUGUCCUGAAAUGUGUAAUCAUAAAAAUCUGAUGGUAUUUUAUUGGGUACAUGAUGUGCAUGAAUGCUGAGUGAGCAUCCAGGCUGCUGGCUGAGUGGGUGGGAGGAACGCCCCGGGUCUGCUCUGCGUCGUGCGUAAAUCUGGGGAUUCCCUCAGGAGUCACGACCUGUGGAGUAUUUUUGUGAACUGUCAAGCAGCGAAACAACACACAUGGCCGCUCCAAGUAAAACAAACCGGGUUGACAAGUUGGAAAAGUGCGUUUUGGUUCCCCUUCUGUACACUCUGUCUGAUCGCUCCAGACGCGUUUUUACGCAAAGGUGUUGUCAGUUGUUAAACAGGUUUACGAGCUCGGCCAGCACCCCGCUGUGUCACUGCAACGUGUCAGACACCCGGGGGCAGCACCAGGCUGCAGUCUGUCAAAAAAAGAGGCGCUACAAUCUGUUCAAGCGGGGCAGUAAUUCAUCAACACCGAAGUGCGUUUCGCUUUUCUGUUUUUUCUAAAUCUUCGGCGAGCAGCGGAGGCGUGAUCGCACUCGCAGAUAAACUCCUAAAGUCUGCGUUCAGAGCGAAAAUAGACCCGCCUUCCUCUGAAAAUAAACUGCGGCGAGCUCAAACAGGAAACUCGGGCGCUUCACCUCCUGCAGCUCACCGAUGCAUCACCUGACACCGAAGCAGCAGGUUCCCCAAAUCCACAUCAGCGCCGCAGCACCGGAUCAGCGUCCUCCUCUCCGCUUCGCCUGAAAGAUACGAACCGAUUUCAGACAGAUGACCUCUUUCUACGACGAGAAAGAGCUGCAGGAAGAGCUCAGCCGAGUCAGCUGCCCCGAUGAGGAUUUGGAGUUUGAGUACUUGUUUGAGUAUGAGCCACCGUGCAGCGAGUUUGCAGGAGGGAAUCAAGGUUUGUCCGGGGCGUUUUGGCGUGUUGGUUGACUCCUCUCUCUCUGUCUCUGAGUUACUCACAGGCUUGAAAUAGAUACCUGAGCUGCUGCUGCUGCUGCUGUUUAUUUAUGUGAAUGAAAAGAGAAGCAGGAAGUAACUUUGACAGGCAGCUUGUUGAAUGUUUAACAUCAACAUGAAGAGGACUGCUCGGCUGAAACUUACUGAUUAUUUUAUCUCUUUUUCAUACGUUUGUUCAGAUUAAUCAUGAAUUUCUUUGUUGAUGCUGUUGUUGUUGAUUUGGACUCCUCUCCUCUCCUGCAGAUGAUCCAAACCUCGCAUCUCAAAAGGUCCUCAGUCCUGAGUCUGAGCAGGCUUUCCCUCUUGAAGAAGCCUCCCCGUACGGCAUCAAGUCCUGCAGCCCCUCCUACAGCGAGCACAACACCGAGGUUCUACCGGGGUAUGAGAACCAGGAGGCCAGGAACUACCUGGACAGUACCCGGCCCGUAGGCUUGGCCCUGAGCCCGCGUAUCGAGAUCACCCCCUCCCGUGAGCACUACAACCAUGGUCGGGACUCCCUGCAGAACCACCACCUGAACAUCAGCCCCAGACCCACCCUCACCGUCCCCGGGCAUGACAGCCUCUCCUACCGUGAGCCGCAGUGCCUGAGCCCCGCCAGCAGCAACUCCUCCACCAGCUGGCACUCCGAGAGCUACUCCCCCUGGGCGUCCCCCUGCGUGUCCCCCAGCAGCGGCCAGAACCCCGGCGACCUCUGCCCCCGACUCCAGAACAUCCACACUGGCUCUCCUCGCACCUCCCCAGGCACCUCCCCUCGCACCAGCCUAACUGAGGACGGCUGCCUGGGACCCCGCUCGCCUUCCCCCAGACCUGGCUCCCGCUCCACCUCCCCGCAGGGCAAACGCACCUACGACAUGUACAGGAACCCCGGCCUGAUUCCCGGGCACCGCUCCCGCAGCCCCUCCCCCCACAGCGGCCAUGAAGAUCACAACAUAGGAGCCCACUAUCCACACAGCAGCCUCGCCGACGCCAUGAACGGCUUUGGCAGCGGGCAGCCUGGCCUGGUGCCCACUAAAAUAGUCAAGACCUCCAACCAGGUUUAUACUCUGUACCCAGAGAACCACGUAGACGGAAACUACCUGGUGUCCUGCGACCAGGACAUUAAAACCAAACCGGCUGCAGAGCCUUUCUUUGUAAUCCCCCCUAUCUGGUCCAAACCGCUGGUUUCCAGCAUCUGCAGGUAAAUCUGCUGGAGAACCCUCAACAAAUAAAGUUCAGACCACAAACAUUUCUCCAUCUUUGCAGUGAAAAACAGACGUAUUUACAUCUUUAUUUUCUGUGUCCUGCAGCAUCCCCGUGGCCUCCCUCCCCCCACUGGAGUGGCCGAUCCCCUGUCGCACAGACCAGUACGAACUCCGCAUCGACGUCCAGCCGAAGCCACAUCACAGAGCUCACUAUGAGACGGAGGGGAGCAGAGGCGCCGUCAAAGCCCCCACAGGAGGACAUCCUGUCAUUCAGGUAAAACAGGAUUAAGUUACAUGAGCAGAGGGUCCGAGGAAACCACAGCUGAGGGGGGGAUCAGAGGCUGUUCUGUGUCUGCGAUCAGCAUCAGAACAAACACAGGAACACAUGGACAGGUGGAACACUGAAGUAGUUUUAUACCAGCUCAGCUACAUCUAAAUCAGAGCUUCAAUCCUCAUCCACAUUUAUCAAUCAUCAAUCAAUCAAUCAAUCAAUCUUUGUUUGUGUAGCACUUUCAUGCACGACCAUGUAAAACACCCAAAUCUACCCCAGACCAACCCUUCAUUCCCACUCCAGAAACAGUCUUACUGUGUGCACUGAGGAGACGUCAUUUUAAAACUCAAGAUAAAGAAACACUGAAGGUUUAAAAUCUAAAAACAAAGAAACAGAGAAUGAAAUUUAAGAAAUACAAACAACAGUAAAAGAUACUAAAAUAAGAGCAACAAAGUAGCUCAAUAAAAGACGAUCCUGUCAAUAAAACUAGAAGAGAUAAAUGCUAAAACAUUUAAAUAAAGUUAAUGAUAUAAAAUGUAGUUAUUUAGAAAAUAUGGACCCAAACAGACUUCUUUUUUUAACCUCAUGAGUCCUGAAGUUCUGCUCCCUAAACAUCUAAUCUAACUCACGACCUAUUGGGGAUCACUGAAAACUCAAAAGUGUAAAACCUGAACUUGAUCUUUGAACAGGAAGUUUUUCACUCAAAUAUGACGUCCUCUUAUUCUCCGACUGUUUGAAACAAACUUAAAAUAGAAAAUAGAAUUAGAAAACCAUCAAACUGAUCAACUUAAUGCCCCUUAAGCAGUCGGACAGUCAUCCAAUCCAAUCGGCUUUAUUCAUACAGCACAUUUAAAAAAAAAAAAAACAUUCAAGUUUACUAAAGUGCUGCACAAUAAAGUUAAAAGAACAGACAAUGUUGAAAACAUCAAGAUGAAAUAAAUAAAAGCAGGUAAAAAACAUUUAAAAUGAAAUAAAAACACAAAAGCAUAAAAGAAAUUAAAAUGAUAAAAGGACAGAGAUCACACAACUCUCAUGGAAUAAAAAUGAGUUUUAAGACGUGAUUUUAAAGUAGAAAGAGUGAAGGGAUGUUUUGAUCUUCAGUGGCAAUUCGUUCCAUAAUUUGGGAGCCACAGCCGAAAGAGCUCGGUCACCAACAUGUUUUAGGGACAACGAGUUGAAGCAUUUAAGAGGUCAGUAUUGUACUGUGGUGCUGAUCCAUUUAAAGAUUUAAAAACAAACAAUAAAAUAUUAAAAUCAAUUCUAAAAUGGACGGGAAGCCAAUGGAGGGACGCCAGAAUUGAGGUGAUGUGGUCAUGUUUACGUUGACCUGUUAAAAGCAGCAGCAUUUUGGAUGAACUGUGAGCACGUGAGGGAAAGAGCGUUACAGUCGUCCAACCAAAGUGUGGAAAUAAAAGCAUGAAUCACUCGUCAAAAUCAUUAAAAGAUAAAACCGAUUUAAUCUUGGAUAAAAACCUCAGAUGAUAAAAAACUGGAUUUAACAAUCGAUUUAAAAAAUCGAUUUAAAAUCGUCGUCAACCUUUAUACCAAGAUUUAAAACCAGGUUGGGAAUCAGUUUGAUAGAUCAUCAGUCAGUCAGGUAGAGCAGGAGUUUACAACCUUUUCCCACUUCUUCUACCAACCAAUGAGGUGAGGACUCAGUCUCCAGGUAGGACAUCUUUGAGGUAGAGAAUCAGUCAGCCAAGUAUGGUGUCUGUCUGUUUGCCAGGUAGUGGAUCGAGCUGUCAAGUAGGAUAUCGGUCACUCUGUCGUAACUCAACCACUAGACCCCGAUCACAGAGGCAGGGAUUAGUCAUCAGGUAGGGUAUUAGUCAGGUAGAGAAUCCAGCUGUUAGAUCUGAAUUACUCUGAAUCAUAUCAUAGUUGACCCCCUCGUACCCUGACAGAACCCUCCGAACUGAACUCUGAUUGUCUGAUUUUGCGUCUUUUUAUAGUCUGCUGUUGUGCGUCGUCCCCCUGUUUUCUAACCACACUCGCACACACAGAUCUAUGUCGAUGCUGUCUAUAACUUCCUCUCACGUACUGCUUUUUGACCUGAAGUGUUGAAACAGUCAGACUUUGUAGAAACGUGUUAAAAAAAAAAAGGAAAGGUGCCUGUGGUUAAGAUAAUUGUGGACCAGGAAAGAAAAAGUCACAACUUUGCGUCCAAACGCAGCAUGUUGAAAUUAGCUGUGACACAGAAACGGCUGGCUACGCCGUCCAAGAAUAGAUCCAACUUCCCCUUCUCUGCGUUACUGUGGCAACGUUUCAAAGCUGUUUUUGUUGGUGAUAGCAGCAGCGACUCGUUGGAAAUAAAGUGUCUCUCGCUGCUUUUCCGUUUUCUCCCCCGAUCCCAGAAAGCCUCACCCUGAGGUCAGUUCUGCCUGGUUUGCCCGGCCAAUCAGAUGGUCAGGCCUGGCUAGACACAACUGCACUCUUUCACCUCGUCUCUCUCUCUCUCUCUUCUUCUUCUUCUCCUCUUUUUUACUCAGUUUUUUUCCUCUUUCCCACUCUUUCUCCCUCUCUCGUUUUGAGUUUUCCAGCGCCGCUCUCAGUCAUGACUCACUGCUCCUGUAACUGCCAUGACAACCAGCCGAGCGCUCACAUGGCCUGUUGAGUGUUUGCUGUCGGCGUGCUCUGUUUCACUCCACUCUGUGUGUGUGAGCUACCUGAGCAUGUACUAGCACACUCAUUCAAGUUCUGCUCACAUUCAGCAGCUGCUUGUUGAUCAUUUCUGCGAGAAAUACGAGAAAUAUAGUCGAGCAAACCUGCAGCUGGAUGCACAAAAAGGAACCAGUCUGGAAAAAAAAAGCAGAUACCUGUUUUGUAGUGUAGUGUAGUGUUUUGUGUUUUGUGUUUUUGCACAAUGCAACAACCUCAUGGUUCUAUUUCAGGAUAAAGGUUAUGCAGCAUUUCGAUGCAAGCUGGUGCUUUGUGGUUUUUGCAGGUUUCCUCAGGAGGCACCCUCGGGUUAAAAGUAACAACUCUGUCUUUCCGCCGCCGUCUAUCAGAGCAUCUUCACCUUUUCACUUCUAAGACACGACACGACAAGUACCUGUGAGGGCAAGUUUCGCUGCGUGCUGGCCAAAAAAACUGGCUUUGUGAGCAGUGGCGGUUCUAGACUAAAUUACUCCCCGGGCGAGCACCUCUCCGAGUGCCCCCCCCCCCCCACACACACACACACACACAAAAAGAGAUAGAAUUUUGAACAGAUAGUUUUGUAUUACUAUGUAGUAUUAUUAUUAUUAUAACAACAAAAAUAAAAUAUUUUUCAAUUGCAGAAAUCCUUCAAUAGAAAAAAACACAAUUCUGAGGGCCAUUUUGAGAAGGGCCCCCAGAUCCUGAGCUUUUCUGACGUGUUAAGGUUUACAAAAAAGCUGCUAUCUCGGCCUCUGUAGUAGAUAGAAACAAAAUUCAAAAGGUAUUUGAGAGCUUAAACAUGUGGCUUUCAAGAAAGCUCUCUUUUAAUAUUGCGAACCUUCAUCACAUUUUUGAAAACCUUGAACAAACAAACUCAAAUGAAAUAAAGCGGCUGUAUAAAUAAAAGUAAAGGCUCUGCACUGGAGAAUGACAAAUAAUUUGCUUUCUGUAAAACAAGUGGCAGUCAUGACAAAGUGUCCAUUCAAUACAAAUGUAAAUAUAGAAAAUAAGGUGUUGAAAGGGUAUACAGCUGCCCCAGUAUAGUGCCAGUACAAAAGCAGAACUAAAAACUAAAAAAUGAAUAAAUAAAUACGUGACUGACAGUGUGUUCAUCUCUGUUCUCACCCAAAGUCACGCAACACUGAGAGAAAACGCUGAUAGUGUGAGCCAAAUCACUCCAUAUGAAGAGUUUGUUCACACUGCUGGAUGUUUCUCCUCUGAAGCUGCUCUCUGCCUCAGUCAUUGUUUACUUUACUCAUGAAGCUCAUCAAGCACGUAGCAAGAUCCGAGCAAGAACCCGAGCGCUUUAUUCGCCUAUCAAAGGCAGACGGGUACGGUAAUUUCAUUCACCACGACUCCAGAAAUGAUUAAAAAACUACAAAAUGACGUAUCCGCGCUCCCGCUGAUAUGCUGACAUGCGUACACAGAGCAGAGCUGUUCCCCCGCGACUCUCUCCCCGCCUCGUCUCCUACAGUCUGUCAGCCUCUGUGCAGCACCUUCGGAGCAAGCAGGGGCGCCUACAGCAGCGGGGGGGCGCCAAUUUGACAACAAGAGUUAAUACAAAACCGCUUUGCGGUUAAGAUUUAUUAUUACUACCUUUUAUUUUAUUUUUUUGGAAGUGCUCGUGCCGCCCCCCCAUGAGUCAUGACACAAAUGCCGCCCCGGGCGGCUGCCCUGUUCGCCCGUGCCUAGAACCGCUACUGUUUGUGAGUGUCGUAAUGUUGUAAAUCAAAUCAGAGAAACACAAAAAUCUGAUAUUUUUAACAUGUAUGUUCAGCAGAAAACAGACGGGUGAUACAGCAGGCAUUAAAGCUCCAGUAAGGAGUUUUUAGCAGGUAAUAAAAGCCUAAAAAAUUAUUAAUCCUUUAUGUGCCCUUCAAAGCAAACACAUGAAAAAAAAUGCUGUCAUAUAAAAAUAAAAAUCUAUGAGCUUACAUUAUCACCUAGGGCUGGGCGAUAAACUGAAAAUUUACAGAUACCAAUAUUUAUGACGAUAUACGACGUCAUUUUGCCAAUAUCUGUAUAUUCAGUGUUAAAAAAAUUGAUAAAUCAAAGUUUGUUUUGGAUGUGUGUAGGUAGGUUAUGGUCUCAUGUCCCUUUAAGAUGCUGUCCUACGUCAGAGACGUGACUCCACCCCAUCCAGUCUGUAACAAAGAGGGAAAGACAGGUGAGGAGAUGGAGGACGGUUCAAAAGUUGUAGCAGCUGAAGUAGAUGAAGUUAAUGUGGGAGGGGGUGAGCAGCUUGUGGAGUAGUUAUUGUCCAUUUAUCGUUAUCGAGGUGAACUGAUCAAUAUAUCGUGAUAUUGAUUUGAGACCAUAUCGCUCAGCCCUAUUAUCACCUCUUCAACUUGAACUAACUUUGUCUAAAAUCCACUCGCUUCGUGAGAGUGACUAACUGUGUGUAUUCAUGAGACAUUUAGGGACUUUUGAACUCCACAGAGAAGAUGAGUGUACUUUGAAAGUCCGUUCAGAUCCAAUCCCUUAAAAAAAACAAGUAUUUUUAUGAUGAUCAGUGUUUUAAUUCUGGUGAAAUAGAGAGAUCUCUGCUGUUAGCUGUCUGUGCCAAUGAAAGGCUAAGAUAAAACAUACAGGGAAUAGAUGUUUGGCACUUUCAAACAUCAUGAGGAAACUCUAAAAAAUAUCUUUGUCAACUCCAAAAAGUUCAUAAAAAGUCUCGAGUUUGAUUUUAAAAAGUGCUUCACAAAGAGGUUCUGAUAUGUUCUUGUUCUGUUUUAAUCUGCGUCUCUAAGUUAAAGUCAUCAGGACUCGUCUAAAUCCUCCCUGCAGAGUUCAGAGAUCUAGUUUUUGGCUCAAGGAGGUGAUCCCUCUGUUGGUUUCUAUCCCAGGCUCCAGAGGUAGGGCUCACGUGGGUGCGUUUACACGUGGGUGUGACAGUGAUUAGCCCCAUCUUGGGGAAACAACAUCUGGAAAUGCAGAGUUUCGAACAAACCCAGACAGUUUGGGAUGACUCAGACAUUUCCUUUAAUUUCUGUUUCUGUUUUAACGCUCUGUUGUUGAUUUUUUUGUGUGUUGCAGUUACAUGGCUACAGAGGCAAGGAGCCACUCGGCCUGCAGAUCUUCAUUGGCACAGCCGACGAACGCAUCCUCAAACCGCACGCCUUCUACCAAGUCCACCGCAUCACCGGGAAAACAGUCACGACCACGAGCUACGAGAAGAUAAUCCACGGCACCAAAGUCCUGGAGAUCCCGUUGGAGCCGAAGAACAACAUGAAAGCAAUGUGAGAAACCAGAAGAUGAGAGUUUUUGAAGAUUUCACCUCGAAUGAUUCGCUAACGUGUUCGUCUCCUCUCGCAGAAUCGACUGCGCCGGGAUCCUGAAGCUCAGGAACGCCGACAUCGAGCUCAGGAAGGGCGAGACGGACGUGGGUCGGAAAAACACGCGCGUCCGUCUCGUGUUUCGCGUGCACAUACCCCAGCCCGGAGGACAGCACGUCUCCCUGCAAGUGGCCUCACAUCCCAUCGAGUGCUGUAAGCUCCUGAACAUAAAUCACUCUCACAGCAUGAUAAGCCUCUCGUUCUGUUUCACGUCUUUAAAAGUGAGACAGUGGUGUGUGUGUUUAAUCCCCGUGUGUGUUUCCUGUUGAGGUCAAACUUUACACAAAACAAACAUCGUAAAAAAAAAGGGAACCCGCAUUCAAAUGAGUUUGGAGCUGGUCUGAUAGUCCAGAGUCCUGCGUACAAAGACACCUUUAUGCUGCCAGGGCUUCUAUCCAGUAGGUGGGCGCUGCCUGUUGGAGUGUGUGUGUGUCAGUGUGUGUCGGUGUGUGUACCUGUUUGUAUGUGCCAUGUAGUAAAACCCGUGUUUGGGUACAUCAGUACAUGUGUACACAGCGUUAUUAAAGCACCUGGCGUGAUCAAACUCAAACAAGAAGGCCCUUUACUCGGCUUCGACUAACACCCUCCUGGAGACGUCAUAUCAGCCGUGACACAAUUUCCUCCUGUCAUCAUAAAAAUUCAUGACGCAGACCCUCAGAUUAGGAGACGACUUUAUUAGCGUUCUUUCCCAUCUGUUUUCUCGUCACAUUAAGGACGAAGACGCAGUUAGUUCCUGUCUGAACCCCGGGAACAAUCGCCGUCAGUGAAAACAAACUGAGCGUAACGUUGUUUACAGUGACACCUGAGGUACAUCUGUCAGGGAGAUAACAAGACGAGUCAAGUCACGGUGUGUUUGAGGAGGCAGAGCUCCCCCCGUCCGUGAUGUAGUAGCGUGAACAAACCUGUUCAAAGGUCACGGGGUUGUUUGUCGACGCUUCAGCUCGCAUCAGUGAGUGUGGAGUUUCAGCUGGGCUAAUGGACGAAAACACGGCGAGGGAACGACACGGUGCUGGACGUGGAUGAUGGCGUUUAAACUUUACAUCUUAACCUUUAAUAUCUCCUCUCCUAGUUUCUCACAAAUCCAGUUUCAGCUUCUUUAAAGUCUUUAUAUGUGAGAGAAGAGGAGCAGCAGGUAUUCUUGAGCUGCUGAAUGAACGAUGAGUACGACGCUCGACCUGGUUCAGGUUAAAAGGUUUUUCCUGCUUGCAUUAGACCUCCAUCAGGUCACUUUAAAGGGAUAUUCCGGCGUAAAAUUUAAUUAAGGGUCAAACACACAGAGAUGAAUGUUGCCAACCGCUUACUUCUCUAGUUAUACAAACUCUAGUAACGACCGCACGAUAGCAAUACACAACGGUUUGAGGAGUCGUAAACAAACCUCAACCAAAACACCACUCUAUAGCCACAAAUAAUGCUCAGAACAGCACCUAAGACAACUCACCUACUCUCUUCCAGCAGCCGCUUGUUUGUAGCGAGACCUCGGGCGAGUCCACUAUGGACUACAGUGGGGUGUCGCAGCUCAAGGAAGAACAUUUAUGAUCAUUUCUUCAUGGAAAUACAAUCAGACCGAGACGCUAAGGCAGAAGAACUACUGCAUCUGUAAAAUGAUUAAUAUGAUGAUUAUUACUUCAAGGAAAUUAAAAAGAAAUGAUCAUAAAUGUUCUUCAUUGAGCUGCGAAACCCCGCUGUAGUCCAUAGUGGACUCGCCUGAGGUCUCGCUACAAACAAGCGGCUGCUGGAAGAGAGUAGAUGAGUUGUGUUGAUGAAGUUAGGUGCUGUUCUGAGCAUUAUUUGUGGCUAUAGAGUGGCGUUUUGGUUGAGGUUUGUUUAUGGCUCCUCAGGCCGCUGUGUAUUUCUAUCCUGCGGUCGUUACUAAAGUUGGUAAAACUAGAGAAGCAAGCGGUCGGCAACAUUCAUCUCUCAAGGGGGGUCUAACUCUGUGUUACGGUGUGUGUUUGACCCUUUAACCAGUUCUCCAAAGAAUCUAGUCUAGACCAAUUCAUGGCUUUUUGUUAUAAACAGUCUACAAACAAACAUCUUACAAACAUCCUAAAUGGCAGCAAAUCGAAUCUAAAACAGUCACCAGCUUUUGUUCCAUACGGAGAAUAAUCUAGUUUAACAUCAUUUUGUUCUGAAUUAAUAACAUAAUCUAAUCUGAUUUCAUCGGUUGAUAAAAAUCAGUUAUUGGGUUAUGUUCUUCGAAUAUUAGAUUUCUUCAUGACUCUGUUAGUUUAACUCCAGUAUUUUUUCCUCCUUAAUAAUUUCCAACAGCUGGACGGAAAUCCACAAGUCCCAUGUGGCGAAACUUUUCCAAGAGUAUAAAAAAAACAACAACGGGAUAUUGGCGUUUAAUAUCGACCACUGGCUGACCUGCUCUGUCGUUAUUGGUGUCAGUAUCAGCUGUAGUAAAUCUGCUUCAGUCAGUCUAGACCUGCUCUUAGAUAAAGAGGAGAAGAUUAUAUAGUGAUUGACAAAUACUGAUGUCGACAGUUAACUAGCAGGUCAGAAAAUCACUGGAUGGAUGCAAAAUAUAAAUAUUAUGUUGGUUUUAUUUGUGAAUAAUUGAUUAAAAAAAAAAACCAUUUAAUUUAAAAAAACUUUCAUAUAAUGCAGGAAACUUUUUAUUUUAAUUGAUGUCUUGAAAUCAAAAGCUAAAAAAAAAACAGCUGUUAUCAACUCAACACUCGUGGAAACCCUCGCUGAAGGCCCAACUUCUGUUUUGAGUUUUUCCCCGAUCAAAAACUGGCGCUGAUAUCAUCAUCAAAAUUUAAAAAAAAAAGUCUGUGUCUAAAAAUAAUGUGAAUAAAUCCUUUCUUUGACUGACAGGGAGGUCUUUUUAUGUCAUGUGCAUCACUCUCUGUACAUGCAAAUAAAAACAGCCCGACUCUUUUACAUAUUUUAGAUCAUUCAGCAGAUAAUUCAGUCUGAAAAGAGUGUGAAGUGACCGGUUUCUUCAUGCAGCAGCAGCAGGUUGUAUUUGUUGCAGAGCUGUUUCAUCAGCUUGCACUAUCAUGUUACCCUCUCCUCAGAUUUAUACUGCUGCUUAUUUAAACUGAAAACAGGAGAUGUGAUCGCUGGAUGACUCAGCAUCACCUCUUCACGGGGAAACGCCAUCACUUCUUGGUAAAAGGUGUCCGUGAGUUUGUGAGAAAUUGCGGGUUAACAUUUUUCUGGUUGUAGUUUAUGAAAUGUCAAACGGUGAGGAAAGCCUUAGGUGAUGAGCUCCUGACAAAGACUUCAUGUUACUUUGAUCAGCUUUAUUGUUCCCUCUGCUAAGGCUGAAUGGAUGUUCCCUCUUGCAACACAAUAGGUCGCACAACAAUACAAUACAAUAGAGGAAGGUAGGAUGAGACAAAAUGAUGAUAUGAUACUGUACAAUGAAGCACUGAGUGAUACUAUGAGGUACAGUGCAAGGAUGCAAUACUGUAUAACACAACCUAUAUAUAUAUUUUACUAUAUAAUCCAAUUCUAGAUAGAUAUAUUUAUAGAUAUGGUUUUAUUUUUUGAUUUUAAGUAAAACCAAAAAAGGAAAAGGCUGAAGUAAUGCUUAUAUGUCUAUGGAAGUAAAUCUGUGCCAUCUGAUUUUGAAUUUGAAUUUCUAAUUGAAUUUUUUUUUUUUCACGAUGAUGAAAUAAAUUUAGUGUAAAAAAAAUCAGUCUCUCAAAAGAUUUGUUUAGUAAAAAAUCAACUUAAAAAAAUAUGCAAAUAAAAAAAUCAACGUCAAAAAAUUCAACGUAAAAAACUAUAUAAUGAAAAAAAUCAACAUUAAAAAAAUUCAACAUAAAAAAAUUCAAUGUAAAAAAAAUUCAGUGUAAAACACACCGACUCAACAUCCGGGUAACCAGGGAGAGCAAUCAUCCUGGCCCAAUCAUCCAUCGUCCAUCCAAUCAAAUAACGCUAGAUUGGUCAUGUGACACCAACCCCAGUGGAACAUUUAGGAAUCAAUUUUUUCUCCCUGGUUACCUGGAUGUUGAGUCGGUCUGUUUUAUACUGAAUUUUUUGACACUUAAGUCUUUGACAUUUAAUGUUUUUACAUUUAAUUUUUUUAUAUUGAAAUUUUUUACAUUAAAUUUUUUGACAUUAAAUUUUUUUAUGUGGAUUUUUUGACAUUUAACUUUUUUAUAUUAAAUUUCUUAAUAUUGAAUUUUUUUAAUUCACACAUUUUUUCAAAGUUGAAUUUUUACUAAACAAAUCUUUUGAGUGACUGAUUUUUUUACGCUGAAUUUAUUUCAUCAUUGUGAAAAAUAAGUGUCAGAAAUAAAAGUGCGUGCUUGAAAUUCAAUAGUUUCGAAAUUCAACGUCUGAUUUUGAUGCAAAAAAAAAUAUAUCAUCUUUAGAAAUUUAAAUUCAAAAUCAGAUGGCACUGAUUUACUUCCAUAUAUGUCGCCUAUCCCGUUUACAGCAACAAAUAAUGCUUCACAGCUUCACAUUACAGUUUCAUAUACAGUCUAACACAAUAUAGACAAAGUUCAGUUUUAUGUUCUAAUAACAUAACUAAUAACAGAAACACAUCUGGAUUUAACAUUAGUUCUUACUUUACUAUAUUACAAAUGAUCCAAACCUCUUAAAUUAUAAUUACUAACUCUUAGUUUUAAAAAUUUCUUAAUACUUUUUAAAAUAUAUUGUUUUCAACUUUGUUAAGAAUCUCUAAUACUUUAAUAUUGACAACAUCUCUCAGCUUUGAUGCUUUAUGAAGAAUAAACUAAUUAUUAGUUGGUUCACAAUAUCCUACCUUAUUGACUAUUCUCAUUGCCUAAUACAGGUUUUUCCUGCAUUUCCCCAUAGUUCUGCACAACAAGAGAAAUAUUGCAUAAUCAAGGAACUAUAAAUCAAAAACAACCCCCCCUUUUUGUUUAACACUUUUCUUGUUUUGUACAGUUUGCCAAUAGAUUUUGAGACUUUACGUAUUUUAUGUCCAAUGUGUGAUUUCCAAGACAGCGUGCUAUCUAUGAUCACACCUAAAAAUCUCGCCUCAUGUACUCGAAACCUGAACCUGAAUAUUCUAUACAAGACUUUGACAUUUUAUACGAUACAAAGCAAAUACCCGUGACAACUACAUGCACAAAACACAACAAACAGUAUAUGUGUUUGACAUAAGUUUGACAAAUGUAAUAUAACGCCUCUGUAUGUGUGUGUUUGUGUGUGUCCCUGCAGCCCAGCGCUCGGCACACGAGCUUCCCAUGGUGGAGAAGCAGGACAUGGACAGCUGCUCCGUUCUGGGUGGCCAGCAAAUGAUCCUGACCGGGCAGAACUUCAGCUCCGAUUCCAAGGUCAUCUUUAUGGAGAAAACCCAGGGUGAGAGUGAGACCUCAGAUCAUAUCAUCAUAUUAACUCCAUCAAACUAUGACUGAAUUUACGAAAUCCUCAUGCUUUUACACAACACAGUGUCACAGCGAUAACUAAUGACAUGAGUUAGCAUGUCUGUUAAACACAUUCAGAGCUUCUCAUGUCACCACUGUCAUUGUUAAGAGCGAACCGUAGGAAAUAUUUGCAUGAUCCGAGCGAUAACGCCGCAGCUUCACUUCCUUUUGCCCUUUUUGUCCCUCUGUGACUUCCAUGAUGUCUUAUCGCCUCUCACACAGCUCAGUGUGUGGCAUGCAGGUCGCUUUUUAGAAUUAAUAUAAAGUUAAAGGGAAAAUCUGAGUUUCCGGCUUUUUAAAAAUGAAUAUUAGUGCUGAAAUUAAAGCCAGAAGAAUCCCUUCUCAGGGUUACGUAAGAAAAUCUGGACUUGACUGAUUUCAGAUUUCAGCCGGGGGAAAUUUCACAUGUUGCAACAGAGGGACAAGGAUGACACAACAUGAAGCAUUGCUGUAUUAUAUAAAAUUAUUAUAUCAUUAUAUAUAUUAAAGACCCAUUUACACACAGAUGUACUACAAAUACACAUAAGAUAAAGAAAUGACUGCAAAUUUAUCAGAUCCUGAUUUAACGGUAUAGUUUAGGUGCAUAGACACUAUAGUAUGUGAGUUAAAGAGGCAAUCAGCGUUUUUUUAAUCUGCAGAUAACAUCCAAUCACCUCCUAUAUUUCAUCACAAGUUGAGGUCUGUCGACAUCCUGACUAUUUUUGGGUCUCACAACAAGAAGUUUUGUUUUCUUCUUCUUCCCUUUUUCUGGCGGAGGAUUGAGGAAGUAGGUAUUAGCGGUUGGGUGAAGGACAGAGUGGCUAAAUGAGAGGUCAAGUUCACGCUAAGGCUACAACAAAAGCUACUCAGGGAUUUGAUUGGAGAGAUGAAUGUUGUCGACCGCUUGCUUCUCUAGUUAUACCAACUUUAGUAACGACCGCAGGAUAGAAAUACACAGCGGUCUGAGGAGCCAUAAACAAACCUCAACCAAAACGCCACUCUUUAUCAUUUCCUUGAAGUAAUAAUCAUCAUAUUAAUAAUUUUUCACUGCAGACGCGGUCGUUCUUCUGCCUUAGCGUCUGAAAUGAUCAUAAAUGUUCUUCCUUGAGCUGUGUCACCCCGCCUCAGUCACUUCUGUUCAGCGUUAGUUUUAUAAGAGUUAUUCUGGAUCAGCGUCUGUGAACCGUUGACGGGACAUGUGUGUUAAUCACCUGCUGUUAAUCACGGACACUUGUGUUUACCUCUGGCUGCUCUGCAGCGUGGACACUCAUGUUAAAGUGCUUGUCUGAUAUCGUGACUCACUGAAUCCACUUCUGUCUGAAAGAUGACUUUUUAAACUCACGAACUCCACAGGCUGCCUAAACUAGAUCUUGGACCUGGACGCCCCGGUUUCUUUCCCAUUUUUUCAGCUCCGGGGUUCCCUGCCGCUGCGUUACGACACACCACAGUAAUGGAUAGUAAGACAGAGAUGGAAAAAAGAAAUCUUACGAGGCAGGAUUGCCAUGGUUUUUGAGUUUUUGUAUGACACAGAGUUCUGGAGCAGUGCAGCUGUGAAAUCCCUCUGAACCGGGGACAGCUGCGUCUGGAUGCAGCUCCUCCGGACUGGGAGAGGAAAGCUUUUCCCAGCCAAGUCGAGUCUGCUCUGGCUUUCUCUCCUGCUCAUUCCUCCCUCCCUUUCCACCUUCUUACACAAUAAUCCCCUGAGGGAGAACAAGAGUCGGGGUAUCCCUGCAAACAAACGCUCCGAGCCAAGAAAGCAGUAGUCAUCACGUUUUGUAAGACCUGGAGGGAGUUGAUCAUAAAAGUGAAGUUUGAGAAAAAAACGAGAAUCUGGCAACACGAGUGGAAUCCCCCUUCCUCCUGCUGACUCAUUUAAGCCAUGUGUUUGUAAUUUAGCAAUUUGACAGAGGGUUUCCCACCUACUGCAACAUCCAAACAGAGCUCACUGCAGCACAUGUUGGAUCAUGUGUUCGAGCACAUGGAGUUCACAUUCACAGACCCCGUUUGGUUUUCUCCUUUUUCACCUGGAUGACAGCUCGACUGUGAUCUGAUGAGGUGUGAUGUAACAGAGGCUGUAAUCGGUUCAGACGUGGAGUAGUGAAAACACUCGGAGAUCUCAUCACGUCUGCUUUAAGCUUUAAGGAGCAGACCGGUGUGUCUCCUGAUUUAUGGUGGACCGGAGGUUGGGUUGGUGUUAACCUGCGGAUUAUUUUAACCUUAAGAUAAACUCGGCUGUUUUAGGAAGUGGUUUCAAAGUGAUACCAUGUGGGAGCAUUAAACAGGAUGUAUACACCCCUGAUGUAUAGACCUCACUGAAUUCACGUCCCGAGGUGAUUACUCGAGUUUGUUCAGAAUCAGCAUUUUCCAGAUUUGCAAGCUCAGGUCUUACAAAGUUACACCGCUGUGCACUACAUCUUGAAACAAUCAAGCUUACUUACUUAACAGCUCAGUGAAUCACCGGUUUGUUUAACGUUUGGUUUUCACAUCAACGUUCUUUUUUGUUUUAGAUGGGCAGCAAAUCUGGGAAAUGGAAGCCACAGUGGACAAAGAUAAGAGCCAGCCGGUACGUAUUACGAACCACAUUGUGAUGCACGACAAUUAUGUCGGUUUCUGCAGUACUGACUGGAGCUCUGUCUCGCAGAGUAUGCUGUUUGUAGAAGUGCCGUCCUACAGAGACACGUCCACCUGUCAUCCUGUCAAAGUCAACUUCUACGUCAUCAACGGCAAGAGGAAGCGCAGCCAGCCUCAACACUUCACCUUCACGCCGCUGGCAUGUAAGAAUGCUGCGAUAUGUAGUUUGAUUUUAUCAUAAUAUUCAGAAAAAGGAUCAAAUAUUGUUCAUAAACUGUUACUACAUGGCUGGGGUAAUUAUAGUUACUGACUGGUCAAGUUGUGGGAACAUGCUAUGGCAACUGUCAGCUACAGCUCGAUAACAGACCGUUGCUAUGAAGAACAGACUGUUGCUAGGGGUGUCAGCUCAGUUUGAUGAUUUAAUCCGACUUUUUUACCCAUUUCAACUCAGUACUAUCAGACCAUCUUCCAAGUGACCUAUCAUGUUAAUUUUCUAUUAUGUUAGUCUGAGACACCCAUGGAUUAGAGUUACAUGAUGAGCCGUUCAAAGACUCCAUUUAUCUCAUAGAGAUUAUCUCAUGAGAUGAGACGAGAUGAGAAGAAAUGAGAUGACAUGGGAUAAGAUGAGAUGAGAUUGGAUUAGUUGAGAAUGAGAUGUGAUGGGAUGAGAUGAGAUGAAAUUGGAUGAGAUAAAAUGAGAUUGGAUAAAAUGAGAUGAGAUUGGAUUAAAUGAGAUGAGAUGAGAAAGAAUAAAAUUGGAUGAGAUGGGAUGAGAUGAGAAAUUUGCUGAAAACUAACUAAACCCUUCCUCGUCGAUCCUCUCACAGCUCCAUCCAUAAAGACUGAACCUCUAGAUGAGUACGAGGACCACAUGGGAUUCUCCAUGCCUCAGAUCUUGGGUUUGUCCCCUCACUCCUACUACCACAGCCCCCGCAGCGUCCUCCAUCCAGACAACGGCCUGGUCUCAGGCAUGUCCUCCUGCCAGCGCCUCAGCUCCAGCCUCCCAAACCAAGAUGCUCGUUUCCAGCAGCAGAGCCCCACCAUCGUGUACUCCCGUGGGGGGAAGAGUCUAAGCGGCAGCCCCAACCUCUAUCAGCAGCCUGGAGGGAUGAUGCCUGACCCUCAUCGCUCAGUCCUGGUCCACACUGGCUCUCCAGCUCAGCCUGUCGGACCCAUUGGCUCAGGCCAGCACCCCUCGAUCAUCCAGUUCUCCCCGACCAACCACCACCUUCUCCGGGCAGGAGACCCUCACACCAUGCCCCCUCCGCAACCGGACAACCAGCAGAUCAUCUACUGCGACGGUUACUCCCCACAGGCAGCUGCUGCCCACUCACCCACAUCCCCACAGGCUCAGGCAGCCGUGUCCCACCCUCAGCACUAUCCCACCGUGAUCCAGCAGCAGCAGCAGCAGCAGCAGCAGCCGUUCACGCAGAAGGAGCAGCAGAAAGGACGGGGACCGCCGGGUGGGGGGCAGAUGGAGGCUGCCGGAGACGGACAGAGGAGGGUGACGGUGAAGGAGGAGAACUUGGACCAGGCCUACCUUGAUGAUGGUGAGUGUAAGUUGGUGCUUUUAUACUCCGAGUGGAUGAGAGAGCUUGUGAAAGAUCGUAGAUUUUGACGCCUUACAGACUAAGUGUCUCAAACUCGUUUUUAUCCCUAAAUGACGGUGAAAAUGUGAUUUAACGCGAGUCUGUCAGUGAAGUGGAGGACGACAGGAAGAUGAAUAAUGGAUAUAAGCUCUUCCUAUCUUUGAAGUAGAUGGAUGAUAAGACCUCCAACCAGAGAUACGGCUCUGCCUCAGAACAAUUCAAGGAUAUUUACAAUAUCUCCACAAUCUCCUUUACACACACACCCCCGAUUUGAUCUAUGGGCUUUAGUAUCGCUCAGAACAAAGCCACCAUAACACGCUCACACUGUUAAAACAAUCCUCUCAGGAGGUGCAGUUAUGUUCCACUCAAGGUGGAAAUAACAGAGGAUUAUGAGUCAUAUGUUUAUACUUAUGCUUGUCAACCCCAUUAGCCUCUGGCUGAAUUAAUGUCAGGCAGGAGCAGGAGGCUGAACUCUCACAUUUAGGAGUUAAAGGUUCUGAAAACUUGACGCUGUUUUACAACGAAACGGGUUUAAAGUUCGGUGUGUGUCGGCCAGGUGAGCGUCACAGUGGUGUGAGUCUGUCUUCGUGUUCGCAAACACACACUAGGAUUCAUGUUUUUUUUCUCUCGCGCUUUAAAGGCAGAGAGGGAGGGAGAAAAAAGUGUCACUCUCCUGACCGCCCGGACAUGUUGACACUGUUAUGAAGUGAAAAACAACCUCCAUGGCAACCAUUGUCAAACAGUGGAACGGACUGCCUGGGAGAGCUGGGGAAAGCCUCUUUGUUUGUUAUAGUUGGCCGCGGCUUCUCCUUGGCCUUACGCCCCUCGAUUCAGCGGGGGAACCCACCAGAGGAUUAGCUUUUUUUCCGACCACGGGAUUCUGCCAAUCUGGCACAAGAAACUCCUAUCUGCAGCUGCUCUCCUCCAGAAAUCCAGCCUGAUCUCUGAAAGAUAGCGGGGAGGAGGGUGGAGGGCAGGAAAAGGGAAGGGGCUGUAUGUGUGUGUGUGUUUGAAAGUGUGUGUGUGGAAAAAAUGAAACGGAGAAAAAAAAAAAAAAAAAAAAGCCUGCAAUGGAAUUUGUGUUUUUUGGAUGGGACUUUCAGGGUUUCCCUCCGCAGUAAACAGCAACAAGGAUGAAUUAACAAGGAGCUGGAGGCUGCAGAGUUUUUUUGAUCCUCCCUUCAUCCUCAGGAGAUGACAGCUCCUCAAGAUGUCUCUGCAUCUUUGUCCAAUUAAAACCCUUUUUAUAUCGUUUAUGUUUAUUUUAGCGCUGCGAAACACAUCAGGGAGAGCUGGGACGCAGAAUGUGGUUUGGCAUUGUCCUGCUGAAAUAUGCAAGGUCAUUAUCUAGAUGUUUCUCCAAAACCUGUGUAAGAUCGUUCAGCGUUAAUGGUGCUAAACCAGGUCUGUGAUCCACUCGUACUAAAGCAUCCUAAUGGUAUCAUAGAAGACUGAUAGAAACCUGGGUGGUCCGAGUUAGAGCAGAGGAAGUUGCGUCUAUGAUUUUCAUAGAGAAAGUCACAUUUUGACAGUUCAGUCCAUCUAAACCAUUUGUGUUUACUGACAGUGUGAUUCCACUGCAGAGCCAUGUCUGAUUUAAAGAUCACAAUCAUCAGAAUCAGAAAUACUGUCUUAACUCAGAGGGGGGAAAUUGCUUUUUGUCACAGAACUCCAGUACCAAUACGGUAAAAGGAGGAGAUAAAUAAGUAAAAAUAAAGAGCUAAAUAGAUAAAGAUAAGUAAAACAGGUAAAAAUAAAGAGAAAAUAAAGAGAUAAUAAAUAUAGUAAUAGAUACUAAAUGUUGGUUUUCAGCUUUUAUGCACAGAGAUUUUACCAGAUACUCUGAAUCUUUUAAUAACUUCAUGUACUAGAGGAUGAAAUCCACAAAUUCUUUACGAUUUCUUGCUGAAGAACUUUUUUUAUGCUUCCAGGUAUUUUUUUAUACAACUUUUAUGACCUUAUGACGGAGUAUUAACCCUUUAACGCCUGAAACCACAAACUAUGGCCAAGAAAUUCAAAUUUUUUUUAUAGCUGAAAUUUUUAUUUCACUUACUACUGAUAAACAACAAAAAAAAAUAUGUAUGUCCUUAAAAUUUAACAAAUAUAUUUAUUUAUCUUGUUUGAUACAUUAGAUGUUUUUGGAAACUGAUAAACCACAUCAGGACAUUUUUAUCAUUUAUUCAUGUAUUCAGGUGUUUUUUAGUAAUUUGUUUAUCAUAUUGAUUUGAUAGAAGAAUCAUAAAUAUGUAUCAAAUAUGAUACAAAAAUAUUUGUAUUUUUACAUACAUAUAAAGGGUUAGGGCCACAUAAAAAAAAAAUAAGACUUUGUCGUUACUUAUGACAAUAAAGUCAUAAAAAGUAAUUAUUUAAAAGAAUAAAGUCAUAAUAAAAUCAUUAUUUUCGAGAAUAAAGAUGUAAAGUAUUUAUUUGUAUUUGUAUUUGUAUUUAUUUAGCACAGAUUAAAAACAGUACAUGGAGGGGACGAAGCCAAAAGGUGCAGACGACAAAGUAACUCGGACAUAGACAGGUUACACAUGUACAAUGAUUAGGGAAAGGUCAAACAGAUAAUCAUCAAACAGUGAUAAAGACAAUAAAGUAUGCAUAAAAAGGGAAGAAACGUGAUCAUAACAAAUAAUGAUGUAUUUAAGACAUGAUCAGAGGAGAUUUUAAUGAUAUUUUAAGGGAGUUGAGGGAUGAUAUUGAUUUUAGAGAUGCAUCCAGAUUAUUCCACAGUUUCGGUCCUCUAAAAGUGAAAUUAGACUGAUGACUAGAAGUUCGACAAAGUAAAGUCUUAAAAGUGAAGUGGAGUCUUAAAGCUGCUUUUGUGGAGGAGGAGGAAUAAUGAUUUUCCUACGACUUUAUUUGACCUAGGUCUGACCUAGGUGUUACUGCUUUUAUACCAUUUUUAAGCUCACACUAUCCGUCAGAUACUCUCAGAUUAUAAAAACAGAGCGUUUUGCGUCACCUUUGGAGGGUGUAGCAGAAAUUCAAAGAGGUGUUGUGUUUGACACAUAUACACCCCCGUGUGAUAUUAUCAGAAACUGAUCACAAACUCGUGCGUAGGCCUUAUUUAUAGUCACAGUUGGACACUUUCUCCUCUGCUUAUCACUCCUACAGGUGAUAAUAACCCACCUGCCCUCAUUUUCAUGCAGAAAAGGGGAAAUCCAAACAUCUAAACGUUGAGAGCAUAAACAUGGUCCAAAAAUCCCCCUGCUUUUGCAUGCAGAGGUGUUUCAGUCUGAUUCUGACCACCGAAUAAUCAUCUUUAAAAAAAAAAGGACUACCACCGAGGAGAGACUGUCAACAUUACUCAUCGCGCUUCGGUUUGUAGUCACUUGAAGAAAAACGGGGUGAAGCCACAUCCUGGCACUGUCACACUGUUGUGGUCGAUAACUGUCACAUCUCCGAGCCGCCUGAAGUGUGUCAACCUGCGUGAAGAGUGUUAAACGCAGUAGAAGUCUCUCAUGAUCACUCCCACUCAGAGGGGUUUCAUCCUCAGCCCUCGCAUGAGUUCCCAUGCCCCGACUGAACCCUCAGAUAAGAUAAGAUUAUAUUGAUAUUUAUCAAUAAAUCAUACAAAAGAAAAAUCUACCUGCAUUUUCUUCACUUUACAGAAGUGGGGAAAGUUUGCCCAGAGAGUGACAGAUUUAGUGGGUGUGGAAUAAAGCCCAGAGGCAGUGGAGCAGGUGAAAUUGUUCCAGCAGGUAGAGAUCAGGGCAGCAGAGAUAAAGCACACAGCAGCAGCAGCAGCAGUGGCGGCAGCGGCCCCGUGGACACGCAUUAGUCUCAGCUCACUUCCAUCCCAUUUGAAAGGCUUGAUCAAAUACACAGCUCAGCCGUAACUAGACAGUGUUACGACGGCUCAGACGAGACUAUGAUAAAGAAGUGAUGAUACAAUACAUAUGGUUACAUAUUAGGAUACUGCUAUCUGACAGUUAACACGUUUGUUUGGCUUUUUAGUGUUUUUGUGCUCAAGUCCUUUUUUUUCUGUACAGCUCCAUUUUUAAAAGUUAUUAGAGGGUUCAUACUCUCUAUGAUUGACACUUGAUACAGCCUAUGCACUUAUGAAAAUUGCGUAGCUCACCUGGGGGCAGGGAUUUUUUUUGUACGAUGGUAGGGGAAGGUCCUGCCUCCUUCACCUACGAUUGGUUAUUGCUUAUGGCUGUGAAACAUCAUCGUCUGUCGGGUUCGGGUUAUGCUGCGUCAGAUUUUCCGUCGGUAGUCAGAUGUCGGAGCUGAAAAUGACGUCACAUCGAGUUCCCAGCGAUCCAAAAAAAGCAAAAUCAAAGGUGGAAACAAGAUGGCUACAUCUACGAAAGUUAUUUUAGCACUUGCCUCAUAUUCAGACAAGGCAAGCGCUAAAAUAACUUUGGUAGAUGUAGCCAUCUUGUUUCCACCUCUGAUUUUGCUUUUUUCUCACUUGGUAACUGAAACACUGGUAACUCGAGUGUGAUGAAUUUUCCUAGCCAAUCAGAGGCGAAGGAGGCGGGACCUUUCCCUACCAUCCAAUGAAAAAAAAAUAUCACACCUGGGGGCAGGAUAUUUUUGUCGGAUGGUAGGGGAAAGUCCCGCCCCCUUCGCCUUUAAUUUGCAAGAAGUGCUGGGCUCCGAUUGGUUAUUCCUUAUGGCUAUAAAACGUCAUCGUCUGUCAGGUUAGGAUUAGAGUCAGGUUUAGGAUUAGGGUUAGGAUUAGGAGAUUCAAAAUUGCGAUAAUGUUCUGUAUUGUCCUGUUGGAUGUACAGAACCGACAGCCCGCACUCAGCUUGAGCGUGUAAUGACGUUUCACAGCCAAUCAGAGGAGAAGGAGGCGGGACCUUUCCCUGCCAUCCUACAAAAACAAAUAUCGCACCCGGGGGAUACACUGUUUGAGCCGAGCAUCAUCACAGCAACUUUCGGCGACUCUCCUGCCGAAUGCGUACAACGCUACUGCGCAAUGUUGGUUUCAGGAAGUGGAGAAAAAUCGCAGAAAUACCGAGAGCUUCUUGGCUUCAAAUCUGUAUACUGGUGGAAAGCGGAACCGAGUUGUCCAUAUCCUAUGGUUGAGCAAAAUGGCUAAAAGCAGCAGUUGUCGACUAAGAUGAGUUUUUUAACAGCUGAGACCGACACCGAUACUUACAGAGAAGGUCAGCUGAUUGGCCGAUACCAAUGAUGGUGAAGCAUCAUAGAAGCUUCAGCUGAACUUUGUUGUUUUCACUGCAGAGAAAGAGGAAUAUGGAGUCGUUCAUAUUCUGUGUGAGCAUUACUCAAACACGUACUUGACAAUAAGACCAGUAACCCACCGGAUCUGUGGUCUGAGUGUUGGUUAGCCAUCAGUCCACUCGCUCCACUUUCUCUUUCUCUCUAUAGUCACUACAAUCAGCCUCAAACCUGCAGUCCUAUAAACCCAUGAACACACACAGAGUACACCCUUCUGCACACAAACACUAUAUUAGCAUGCAAAUACUUGCAGACACGCAAACACACACAGUCCAGCUCUCAGCAGGUAGUGUGUGUGUGUGCAGAGACUGAGUCAGCGACUGAACAGUGUGUAUCUCUCUCCUCUCCAAACGCUGGUCGUUAAAUAAAGCUGCUCAUUGGUGCAGAACUCAGGAGCCAGACACUCACCUAUUGAACAGACUCGCCUGAGUGUUCCCCAGACCCAGCCUCAAAUACCCAAACCGUGCCAACCCUUCAUUAGCUUCAGUAAAGCCCCUCUGUAUGUCGCCCCGCUGUGGUGCUCCUGCUGCUGCUUCUCUGAGCUGGUUUUAUACUCAGGAAAAACCCUGUGGCAGCACCGGGGAGAUGAAAGUUUCUUUAAGGCUGAAGGUGUCGGAGGGGAUUCCUCCGCAGACUAGAAUAAACAGGGACGCUGACGGUGUGACGACAGCGCAGCACCCAGUUUGGCUGCUCCUGCAGUUUUGCAGCCCUCUGAUGCUGCCCCGGCUAUAAAAUGCGCUCAGUGUUGAAGCUGCUGUAACUACGUGGGCUGUUUCUCUUUUCACAUCUGCAAAUGAUCAGAUAGAGAGGGUGGCCAGUGAAACACAGAGAGAGAGAGAGAGAGAGAUGGAGAAAUAUGAGUUUGUUACAUGGAGGGGAUCUCUGCUUUGAUUGCUCAAUUUCAGCUUCAAACUUCCUCACUUGUGCUGAUAAAGAACUUUAUCAUUUCAGCUGUUUUAACGAAGUUUAGCUUUUAAUGGAAGCCUCAUGGUUUGACGGCUCCAGUGAGGCAUGUCAGGGGUGAUUUUUACUCCUGGUAGAGAUCUGGUUUAAAGGGAUAUUCCGGCAUAAAACUAAGUUAGGGUCAAACACACCAUAACACAGAGUAAGACAUCCCUCGAGAGAUGAAUGUUGCCAACCGCUUUCUUCUCUAGUUAUACCAACUUUAGUAACGACCACAGGAUAGUAAUACACAGCGGUCUGAGGAGCCAAAAAACAAACCUCAACCAAAACGCCACUCUAUAGCCACAAAUAACGCCCAGAACAGCACCUAACUUCAUCAACAGGACAUAUAGGGUCACAGCCAUUAAUCAUUUUAGCUUUGUCUAUUUUCUAUUGCAAAGAGACCAAACACAACUCACCUACUCUCUUCCAGCAGCUGCUUGGACUAUAGCGGGGUGUCGCAGCUCAAGGAAGAACAUUUAUGAUCAUUUCUUUAUCAUUUCCUUGAAGUAAUAAUCACCAUAUUAAUCAUUUGUCUCUGCAGACGCGGUAGUUCUUCUGCCUUAGCGUCUCGGUCUGAUUGUAUUUCCAUGAAGAAAUGAUCAUAAAUGUUCUUCCUUGAGCUGCGACACCCCGCUUUAGUCCAAGCGGCUGCUGGAAGAGAGUAGGUGAGUUGUGUUUAGUCCCUUUGCUAAAGAAAUUGGUCAAAAUUAAAAAGAUAUUUGGUGUCUAGUACUAUGUCUGUGACCUUAUAUGUCCUGUUGAUGAAGUUAGGUGCUGUUCUGAGCAUUAUUUGUGGCUAUAGAGUUUUGGUUGAGCGCGUGGCUCUCUGUAUUGUUACUAAAGUUGGUAUAACCAGAGAAGCAAGCGGUCAGCAACAUUCAUCUCUCCACGGGGUGUCUAACUCGGUGUUAUGCUGUGUUUGACCCUAAAUUAAUUUUACACCGGAAUAUCCCUUUAAUCCUAGCAGGAGUUGUAACUUUCUCGUUGCAGAUUGAUAGUGACAGUAUAAAGGAAACACAGUCGUUCUCAGCCUCUCUUAUUUCCUGUAUAAGACCACAGUAUGAGGCUGUCAGCUGUUAAUCUGCUCAAAGGUAACAGGAGGGAAUUCAACCUUCAUACGCUGAAACAUCUCUUCACACCAUCUGUGUCGAGCUCUGCUGUUUAUCUGUGAGCCCAGCGCCUCGAAGUCGCUCGUGUGUGUGUGUAUGUGUGUGUGUGUGUGUGUGUGUGUACACUGGCACUUGGAGACAUUAUAGGCUGGUGCCACUGCUUCCACUUUGCCUCAGGGAACUCAUUAGGUCGAUGAGUAAUAUAAGUAUUUCAAAAUGGGCCAAAAAAGCUUUUUGCCUGUAACUAAGUCAUUAGGAGGAUUGUGUGUCUGUGAUUUAGUUACCACGGUGACGGGCUACACUGCGAGAUUGUGUUUUUUUUUUUAACAUAAGUGUUAGAAUCUAAAAAUCAACAUUUUGGUGAUUCAUUUAGCAACGUGUUACCGCAGAAAGUCACCAACGGAAGUUUUCUUGCUUUUACGACACGCCUGGUUACAGUUACAGACGAUAAACAAGGACGGGUUAAAGUUUUGGUCAGGUGUGGAGAGGUCAGCGAGCAUGCACACACACACACACACAUACACACAGAUUCCACUCAAACCAGGAAUCUCACAAUAAGGUAGCUGCCAAUCCUAACAGCUGUCUUGUAAACCCGCUGUGGUGACACUUCCUGCUGAAACCCUCUCCUUGUAACUUUGAUUGCGGUGUGUGUGUUACAGGACCUGUUGUGUAAACACUUGUGUUGUCGUCGUUGUUGUUGUUGUUGUUUCUCUAAUUCUGACAUCCAUGUAUAGCCUGAUGAUUCACGCUGACUCCUGUUGCCAUGGCUGCAUUUGUUGUGCUUCCUCCUCAAUGGGCCUGUGGGGUCACUUCAUCUGAACAUCCACAGAGUGUGUGUGCGCCCCUGGGUGUUCCUGACACACAGCAGGAUUUCUGAUCGGAGAUGUUUGAGAUCGAAGACUUUAAAGGGAUAUUAAAGGGAGAGAUGAAUGUUGUCGACCGCUUGCUUCUCUAGUUAUACUAACUUUAGUAACGACCGCAGGAUAGCAAUACAGAGAGCCACGCGCUCAACCAAAACGCCACUCUAUAGCCACCAAUAAUGCUCAGAACAGCACCUAACUUCAUCAACAGGACAUAUAGGGUCACAGACAUAGCAUUAGCCAUAAGCAAGCGGUCGGCAACAUUCAUCUCUGGAGGGGGAGGGGGUGUCUAACUCGGUGUUAUCCCUUUAAUGGUGGAGAGAGGAGAGCAGGGAGAGGAGCAAGAGGAGGCAGGUGUGUUUAUCCAUGAGCGUCUGAAAAGCCAACGGACAGAAAGAGGGCGAAGAGUAGAAACAAGCCCAACUCUUGACAUGAUUAAAGAUGUUAUGAAUCAUGUGUCACCUCCUUUACCAACACUCCUCAUAAACACGGCCAUUAUCGCUCCUCCAUCGUCCCUUUUGUUUCAUUUUAUUGUGAAAAGAUUCAAACACAUAUCCUGCGCCGCUCUCUAACAACUCUCUGUUUCUUUGCUUUGCAGUGAAUGAGAUCAUAAGAAAGGAUCUGACCGGCGUUCAGGCCAGAGGGCAGACAUAGAGGAGGGACUCGAGAGGAAAUGACAACAUAUCCCGCCUCCCCACGGACACACACAAAGACGGACACACACACGCCACGUCCUUAACCUUCGAGAGAGGUGACGCACAUCCACCAACAAUCAGGCCUUCUCUUCCUCAUUCGCUUCACCCACACAGAUAGAAAUAUCAGCUCCCGGCUGCUGUGUUUGCUUUGGACGUUUUCCCACCAAUAAACAGGAGAAUUCAUUAAAGCUGUCAGAUUGAACACGCAGGCAUGUUUCAGACAUGAGGAACGAUAGCAGACAGUGCCUUACGCUAAAAAAAAAAACCUUUAAAUCAAUAAAAAACUUGUCAUAACGUCAAACCAAAACAACUGAAAAGCUUUAUACAACUGUAAACCAAAACUUUGUCGUCUCUCUUGUGUUGUGUGUUUUCUCUAACAUGCUGAUCAUCUCAUUUUAAAGUGCAUUUAUCUCAAUGAAGUGAAGCGCACAUCACCUUAAGCCUUUACAGUAAACUGUUGUGACACCUCCUAAUAUGCACUGUUUUCAAAAUAAGAGGAGGUCCAUGAUAUAAAUAUAUAUAUAUAUAACUUUUUAUAUAAUAACUGAAUCAUGUGAAUAAUAAUGCUGUGUUUUAUAUUCAUGAAAUAUAUAUUUGUACUGCAUUAUAGUCCGCUCAUGACGCCAAAGACGCUUCAAACUGCCUGCAGCGAUGUUACGAGUUUACCUUUUUAAAUGAUUUCGAUACUGGAGUUGGUUUCUUAUUAAAUCGUAACAUGAGAAAUUAUUUAAAAACGUAUCUUUAGAGUUUUGUACGCUCAAAUUUAAAGGCUUUUUUCUGAUGUUUGUAUUGCUUUAAAUGGAGAUAAUAUCCCAAAGCUCAUACAGUAUGUUGUGUUUUAUUUUGUACAGCUGAGUCCGAUCAGUGAACUCAAAGCUAAAAUACGUGCCUAUGCAGAAGCUUCACACUCGCCGAUGUAAAAAGCAAACCUGAUGAGAAUUUGCUUUAAAGGGGAAAAGUAGAUGACGGAUAUUUUUGUAAUAUUUUACAGACUGGAUUGGAGCUCAGAGGAUAAAAAAUGCCAUCAGAUUAUUGUAAAUAUGAAACUGAAGAAACACCUUCGACUGAAUCUAAAUGUUUGUAUCUGAUUUUUUAAGACAAUAAGAAUUAAUUCUAAUAAUUGAGCCAGUGCAGCACAGAUGCAUUUGAAUGUACUCCACGUUAAAUAACAUUUAAAAUAACCUUUUUUUUUUUUCAUUUUGUAAAUAUUUGUCAUAAACUCUGUCCGUCCACGUGUUUGGAUAAACUGAAUAGACCAAAAAGGGAAAAGUCCUGUUUCUGUCUGUUUUAAUACACACACAUGUUAUAGUUAUAUUAUCUGAAGGGAAAUCUGACAUGUUAUGUUCAAGCUUUAAGUGUCUCUUUAUAGGUGAUGUUUUUGUUGUUAUUUUUUAAUCUGAACAGAAAUCCUCUGCAAAGAAAAAAGGUUAUUAAUGCUGUCUUAUUUGAUUCUCCGUGUUGAUAGCUGUCACAUCUCGUUUGAUUGUUUUAACUCGAUGUUCUGUGUCUAUCCCUCUGAUAUUUUUGUAUCCUUAAAGUAGCAAUAAAUAAUAUCCGUAUACGUAA
This is a messenger RNA of Xyrichtys novacula (pearly razorfish), 36814 nucleotides long. Lineage: Eukaryota; Metazoa; Chordata; Actinopteri; Labriformes; Labridae. The record is from the annotation of a GenBank genome assembly.